Molecule: messenger RNA, 1512 nt
Organism: Pterocles gutturalis (yellow-throated sandgrouse)
Lineage: Eukaryota; Metazoa; Chordata; Aves; Pterocliformes; Pteroclidae
Gene: IFNAR2
Product: interferon (alpha, beta and omega) receptor 2
Exons: 8
Coding region: 1-1512 (503 amino acids)
Molecular function (GO): protein binding; interleukin-22 receptor activity
Source: RefSeq, a predicted model, not a curated record
AUGGAUGGACCAAUGCAUUUUUAUCAACUUUUGUACAUCAGCAUUCUGUCUACAGCUUGUUUCAGCUCAUCUGAAAGAUUUCUGGGAGGGCCACCUCAGAACCUACAAAUGAAAUCUGACAAUUUUCAGCACAUUUUGUCCUGGCAGGCAAAAAGGGAUCUACCUUUGCCAACUUACUAUCGUGUGCUGUACACUGACCGCAGGAACUGGAAGACUGCUAAACAAUGUUCAAAUAUUACACAACUCUCCUGUAAUCUGACAGAUGAUUUUAAAGAGAUUUUCACUCAGUAUUCUGCAUUCGUUCAGAGCUUCAUAGGAACUGAAGUAUUCAAUUCUUCUGUAUUUAAUUUUGUGCCAUAUACUGACACAUUCCUGGGGCCACCAGAAGUUAAUAUCAGUUCUUGUCUAAACUGCUUAAAUGUCACCAUAAAGCUGCCGACCUCUCACUUCAGAGAAAAUGGAAAGCUACUGUCUUUAACUGAUAUAUAUAAGGAGCUUAAUUAUGAUAUAACACUUAAAACACUUGAUGGAGAGCAUAAGAGGCCACGUGAGAAAACUGCUGAAGAAAUUUUUAACACUGUCAUUGAAGAAUUGUAUCCAAAUAGAAAUUACUGUGUGUCUGUUACAGUCACUGCAUCUCUAAAUGAACAUUCCACCUCAUCACCCUGGAAAUGUGUAACGGCAGACUCUGUAGCUCAGCAAGGUAACUAUUAUCAUAUAGUCGCAAUAGCAGGUGCUGUAUGUUUCUCACUGAUGUUAGCUGGUGCCCUGAAGUGUCUGCAUGCAGCAGGUUAUAUUCAUCAAAAAAAACCACUUCCACAUACCUUGGCGUUCAUCAGGACGUUAGCCUAUUCACUUUGGACACUUGAAUCUGAAGAAAUAGCCUCUGUAGAGAUAAUUUACAAAGAGGUUAAAAAAAAGGCAAAGGAACCCAGCGGUGCUGUCAGUGAUGAAGAUGACAGCGAUGACAGUGAGAGCGAUGCCAUAAGUAAUCAUGACUAUACAAGGCGUGAUAUCAUAAGUAGAGUACCUCAUUCCCCUGACGGGCCAAAUGUAUUUGUGCAGUACUCUACAAAUAGUACAUGUGACAGCAGCAGCAGCCACGCAAGUGAAAAUCCAGACACUGAGACAGAAGAUUUUGAAGAGCAUGAGAUGGACAUGGAAAAAGACAAAGACACAAGUAGCAAGUUACUCAAUCCUUUCUCUGAAGUAAAUUGUAACUAUUCUCCUAGGCGAAGGAACAGUGCUUGCUUUACCAUUAACUUGAAAACUGUGCUGUUGGGAACCUCUGAAGAGAACAUGGAUAGUUCUGCAAGUCUUCUUUCUUCCCAAGAAGAUGCAGUUGACUGGCAAUGUACUCGUGCUUUUGAAGCAAAACUCCUGGAUGACACAUCAAGGAAACCACACUGUCCUAAUGGCUCUCAUGAAUGGCAAAAUUCCUCUCAUUCUUCUGAUGAAAGUGACUCAUCAGAUUCAGAUAUGGACCAAAAAACUGAAUACAUACGAAGAUGA